CAAAAUCUAAACUCGAAUACCGGCUGAUUUUUGUGCCCAGCCAAUAUUUUUGUUAACUUAUUAACUUGAAUUAAAAUAAGUUACUGUUGAUAAUAAAAUUAACUAGUCAGUUGAUUGAUAACUUCUUAUCGGGGUUAUCUCGAAAUCUUCAUACCAAAGAAAACUAAAACUCAGCCUGAUCAUAUUGCAAAUUUCAAGGUUAGCAAAGUAAAACUGUCAUUUGAUUUGUUCUUCCUUGUUCGUUAUCAAGUCUAAUAUUCAUUCUCAUCAAUCCCAAAUUUUGAUUCACAAUGAACGAUCCAAUUCUGGAAGCUCUCAACUUUGCACUCGAAACUGACCUGCAUGUGGACGAGGUUCGUGUCAUCCCCUCCACUUCGGACCCUUUGUACUCACGCAGACCUUUGUCGAAACCCAAAAAUUCGAAAAAGAUUCUUCCAUCGAACCUCGUUCUGGGCGAGACCGCCACAACGCCCUGUCUUUUCUCUGGCUGUGAUGACCCCACGAUAAGCAGUUGUUGUCUUGCUGAUAAGCCAGCGAAGGACACCUUCCUCGCUCACCUCCUCACCCAACACCACUUUGUUAUCGAUGAUGUCGACAAAAUUGCCAAUUUGCACAAAUACAUACUUUACUGGAGAAGUAAAUUCGAAUCGGGUCAAGUUUCCGAUUUCUGUGUGGGAUUCAUCAUGGACGAUUUACCUUCACCUCCAGAAGCUCCGAGACCUCGAAAACGGAAAUCGACUCCGCUCGGCCAAGAAGAUGCAUCCAUAGCUGAUCAAGAUGACCCACCUCCGCCUCCAUCCGCUGAUAUAGCCUUAUCGCCAUCUGAUAAGCCGACCUAUUUCAUGUUAACCCCCGCGCUCCCGGAAGACAAGCAGUUACGCAACAAAUUAUGGAAUUCUCGCAUAGAAACCGUGCUGGAAGUGAAUCGUCAAGAACGAGAGCAGACAGAUUUUUCCCGUCAGUGUUUCUUCUGUCGGGAAAUCUUCACCGGAAAUCGUUCCGCACUUUUCGCCCAUAUGACGACCGAUCACAGCUUUAGGAUCGGCAAACCAGAUAAUGCCAUCUUCGUUGAGGAGUUCCUCGAACUUAUUGCCACCAAGCUCAACAACCUCAUUUGCCUCCAGUGCGAAAAAGUCUUCAAGGACAAGACCAUUUUGAGAGACCACAUGCGCAAAAAGGGUCACAAACGGCUCAAUUCUAACAACCCAGAGUAUAAUCGGUACUACAUUAUCAACUAUUUGGAGCCUGGAAAAGACUGGAAAAUGUUGGAAGAGGAAGACCCAGAGGACGAACGGACCGAGGAGGACUGGACUGAAGCCGCAGAGGAGACUGAAAACAUCGUCUGUCUCCUUUGCUCUGAACAGGCUCCGAAUUUCGACCAGAUUCUGAGCCAUAUGAAAACCUCCCACGGCAUGGAUUUUACCCAGAUUACAGAAAACCUUGAUUUUUAUCAGAAAGUCAAGGUGGUCAAUUUUAUCAGGAGAACAGUCUUUCUCUUCGUGUGUUUCUACUGUGAGAAAAAGUUUCUCGAAAAGACUUCACUCGUUGAGCACAUUGGACAACAUUUUCACAAAUGUGAGGAAUUUCCUCCAGAAAAAGUUUGGAAUCAGCCAGAGUACUAUUUCCCCACAUAUGAAAACGACCAAUUUCUCGUCCUCCUCGAUAACAAGGAUAUGGAAUUGGGCAAUGACUGUGACGAUGACAAGCAACGACAAGAAGAUGCUUCCAACUCAUUAUCGGAACAAAAUCAAAGCCGAAUCGUAAUUCCGGAAGAUUUGCCAAAAAUAUCGAGAUCACCGUAUCUCCCAACUGCAGAAGAAUUACGGAUGGACGACACCUUUCCUGAGGCUGAUUACCCAUUAGAUUUAAAACGCUCAUGAUAAAAAUACAAAAUUAAGCAAAUAUAUCGAUUGGGAGAAGUAGAAAUAAAUCUUGUUCUUUUUCA
Messenger RNA from Folsomia candida, 1945 nucleotides. Its product is annotated as zinc finger protein 277. The record is from RefSeq and is a predicted model, not a curated record. Lineage: Eukaryota; Metazoa; Arthropoda; Collembola; Entomobryomorpha; Isotomidae. The transcript has 9 exons. Bases 291 to 1880 code for a protein of 529 amino acids.